CUCCGCGCUUUGUUUGGGUGGGUGUUGGAGCGUGCAGAAAUGAGAAAAGAUAGCGAAAUAGUGUGAAAAUUCGUAACUUAUCUCUCUAUUUGUCGUGUGGUGACUCUCUCCAUGUGAUAUCUCUUGCCCGCCGCGAAGAAGCUAGCCCUAGAAGUUGAGAAGUUGACCUGAGAAAGCAAUAUUGCAGAUGGCUGAUAAACUGUGUGACAUUAGUCCGGAGGUGCGCGAGGAGCUCAAGAAGUUCAGAUUCCGCAAAAGUACAACGAAUUCUGCGCUUAUUUUGAAAAUCGACAGGGAGAAGCAACUUGUCAUCUUAGAUGAGUUCCUAGAUGAUGUCUCUGUGGAGGACUUGCAAGAGCAGCUGCCGGGACAUCAGCCGCGCUACGUAAUCUACAGUUACCGGAUGGAGCACGAUGAUAAGAGGGUGUCUUUCCCGAUGUGCUUCAUCUUCUACACGCCUCGCGACAGCCAAAUGGAACUCCAAAUGCUCUAUGCUGGCACGAAAGUCGCCCUGCAGCGCGAAGCUGAUCUCACGCGCGUGUACGAAGUGCGAGAGUUGGAUGAUUUCACAGAUGAGUGGCUCAGGGAGAAGCUGAAGUAAUUGCCGAAGACCCCGAAGACAAAGAAACCAUAACAUUGCCAAAUUCCCCCUGAACUGGGGGCCUUUUCGCCCCGCGCCCCGUUUUGUCAAAGCCAGAAAAGUAUUCCCCAAUACAUUAAAUGCGUCAUUGAAUGAGAAAAU
Messenger RNA from Phlebotomus argentipes, 742 nucleotides. It is a transcript of the gene GMF, whose product is annotated as glia maturation factor beta. Gene Ontology annotation, biological process: negative regulation of Arp2/3 complex-mediated actin nucleation; actin filament debranching. Bases 188 to 601 code for a protein of 137 amino acids. Lineage: Eukaryota; Metazoa; Arthropoda; Insecta; Diptera; Psychodidae. The transcript is spliced from 3 exons. Gene Ontology annotation, molecular function: actin binding; Arp2/3 complex binding. The record is from RefSeq and is a predicted model, not a curated record. Gene Ontology annotation, cellular component: actin cortical patch.